This is a messenger RNA of Cercocebus atys (sooty mangabey), 4187 nucleotides long. RefSeq names its product centrosome and spindle pole associated protein 1 (gene CSPP1). The record is from RefSeq and is a predicted model, not a curated record. NCBI's taxonomy places the organism in Eukaryota, Metazoa, Chordata, Mammalia, Primates, Cercopithecidae. The coding region runs from base 122 to 3709 and encodes 1195 amino acids. The transcript is spliced from 32 exons. Gene Ontology annotation, cellular component: centrosome; microtubule; spindle pole. Gene Ontology annotation, biological process: positive regulation of cytokinesis.
GCCCAGGCCCCGAGGCUUUUCACGCUGUUCCCGCGCCAGGUGGCGGCUGCUAGCUUUUCGGUUCGCGACGAUCCUGUAGAGCACUGUUCGUCUCCCGGUCUCAGGGAGCCCGCUCCCCUGAAUGCUAACUUUCAUGGGACUUUGGAAGAUGUGUUUGGAAAAAAGUUCUAGGUUAAAUGAAGAAAGAAUCUGCAAAAUGGCUGAUAAUUUGGAUGAAUUUAUCGAAGAGCGAAAAGCCAAAUUGGCCAAAGACAAAGCAGAGUUGGAAAGUGAUCCACCUUACAUGGAAAUGAAGGACAAGUUGUCAGAGAAGCUUUCUGAAAACAGUAAGAUACUGAUCUCUAUGGCUAAAGAAAACAUACCACCAAAUAGUCAACAGACCAGGGGUUCCUUAGAUCCACCAGAAGACAACAGCCCAAUAAGAAUUGAUUAUGGAUUAAGUUUACCACUUGGGGACGACUAUGAACGGAAGAAACAUAAAUUAAAAGAAGAAUUGCGUCAAGAUUACAGACGUUAUCUUACUCAGGGCAUUACACAAGGGAAAAGAAAGACAAAUUUUCUAUCUACGAGUGAAACAGAUCCAUCUACUUUGGGAGUUUCUCUUCCUAUUGGUGAGAGGUUAUCUGCUAAGGAAAGGUUGAAACUUGAACGUAACAAAGAAUACAAUCAGUUUCUCAGGGGUAAGGAAGAAUCCAGUGAAAAGUUCAGGCAGGUGGAAAAGAGUACUGAGCCCAAGAGUCAAAGAAAUAAAAAACCUAUUGGUCAAGUUAAGCCUGAUUUAACUUCACAAAAACAGACAUCUUGCGAAAAUUCAGAGGGUCCUAGAAAAGAUGUCUUAACUCCUUCAGAGGCAUAUGAAGAACUUCUGAACCAAAGACGACUAGAUGAUGAACUCGAAGUAAGGAAUAGAAGAAUUAUUAAAAAAGCAAAUGAAGAAGUAGGCAUUUCCAACCUAAAACAUCAGAGGUUUGCAAGCAAGGCUGGCAUUCCAGAUAGAAGAUUUCACAAAUUUAAUGAGGAUCGUGUUUUUGAUAGACGGUAUCAUAGACCAGACCAAGAUCCUGAAGUAAGUGAAGAAAUGGAUGAGAGGUUUAGAUAUGAAAGUGAUUUUGAUAGAAGACUUUUGAGAGUGUAUACAAAUGACAGGAUGCACAGGAAUAGACGAGGGAAUGUGCCUCCUAUGGAACAUGAUGGGGAUGUUAUAGAACAGUCAAACAUAAGAAUUUCAUCUGCUGAAAAUAAAAGUGCUUCAGACAAUGAACCAUCCAAAUCUGCUAAUCAAGAUACUUGUAGUCCUUUUGCAGGGAUGCUCUUUGGAGGUGAAGAUCGAGAACUUAUUCAGAGAAGGAAAGAGAAAUACAGACUAGAACUGUUGGAACAAAUGGCUGAGCAACAGAGGAACAAGAGACGAGAAAAAGAUUUAGAACUCAGGGUUGCAGCGUCUGGAGCACAAGACCCUGAGAAAUCGCCUGAUAGACUAAAGCAGUUUAGUGUGGCACCGAGACACUUUGAAGAGAUGAUACCACCUGAAAGACCCAGAAUAGCUUUCCAGACACCUCUCCCUCCUUUAUCUGCCCCAUCUGUCCCACCCAUCCCAUCAGUUCAUUCCGUUCCUUCUCAAAAUGAAGAUUUGCGCAGUGGACUCAACAGCGCCUUUGGUGAAAUGGUGUCUCCCAGGAUUGCACCUCUGCCUCCACCUCCCCUACUACCACCUUUGGCUACUAACUAUCGAACUCCUUAUGAUGAUGCAUACUAUUUUUAUGGGGCCAGGAAUACUUUGGAUCCCAGUCUUGCUUAUUAUGGUUCAGGAAUGAUGGGCAUACAGCCUGCAGCUUAUGUUAGUGCUCCUGUCACCCACCAACUAGCGCAACCUGCUGUCGAUACGGUCGGACAGAAUGAACUGAAGAUUACAAGUGAUCAAGUGGUAAAUUCAGGAUUGAUUUUUGAAGAUAAACCGAAACCUUCCAAACAGUCACUUCAGUCUUACCAAGAGGCUUUGCAGCAGCAGAUUCGGGAAAGAGAAGAAAGAAGGAAGAAAGAACGUGAAGAAAAAGAAGAAUAUGAAGCUAAAUUAGAAGCUGAAAUGAGAACAUAUAAUCCCUGGGGAAAAGGUGGAGGUGGUGCUCCUCUCAGGGAUACAAAAGGAAAUCUGAUAAGUCAUAUGCAAACACAGAGCUCUCCUUUUGCUCGGGGAAAUGUAUUUGGUGAGCCUCCAACUGAACUUCAGAUUAGACAGCAAGAAUUAUACAAGAAUUUUCUUCGUUUUCAGAUUGAGGAAAAGAAACAAAGAGAGGAAGCAGAGCGAGAGAGACUGAGAAUUGCCGAAGAAAAAGAAGAAAGACGGCUUGCAGAACAGAGGGCACGAAUUCAGCAGGAGUAUGAAGAGGAACAGGAAAAGAAAAGGGAGAAAGAGGAGGAGCAAAGGCUAAAAAAUGAAGAGCAUAUUCGGUUAGCUGAAGAAAGACAAAAAGAAGCAGAAAGAAAGAAGAAAGAAGAAGAAGAAAAAUAUAACCUGCAACUUCAGCACUACUAUGAAAGAGAUAAUUUGACUGGGGAAGAAACAAAGCGCUUGAGACAGCCUUCUCCUAUAGUUCCUGCCCUUCAGAACAAAAUUGCAAGCAAACUCCAAAGACCUCCUUCAGUUGACAGCAUCAUACGUUCCUUUAUUCAUGAAAGUUCCAUGUCCAGGGCACAGUCACCCCCGGUACCUGCCAGGAAAAAUCAGCUCCGUGCAGAAGAGGAGAAAAAAAAUGUAAUUAUGGAAUUAUCAGAAAUGAGAAAACAACUUCGUAGUGAAGAGAGGCGUCUACAAGAGCGAUUGCUACACAUGGACAGUGAUGAUGAAAUUCCUAUCAGGAAAAGGGAAAGGAAUCCCAUGGAUAUAUUUGAUAUGGCUAGACAUCGGUUGCAAGCUCCUGUCAGAAGACAGUCACCUAAGGGCUUAGACGCUGCCACUUUUCAGAAUAUUCAUGAUUUUAAUGAGCUGAAAGAUAGAGAUUCAGAAACACGAGUUGAUCUGAAAUUUAUGUACCCGGAUCCUCCAAGAGAUUAUCACACCUUAGAGAUUCAGCAGCAAGCCCUGCUAAGAGAGCAGCAGAAGAGGCUGAACAGAAUAAAAAUGCAAGAAGGUGCCAAAGUUGACUUAGAUGCCAUCCCAAGUGCUAAAGUACGAGAGCAAAGAAUGCCCAGAGAUGACACUAGUGAUUUCUUGAAAAACUCAUUAUUGGAAUCUGAUAGUGCUUUUAUUGGUGCUUACGGUGAGACAUAUCCUGCCAUAAAAAAAAACGUCCUCCGUCCACCAUCACAGUUGCCCUCUGCACGGGAGCGCAGGAGGAAAAAAAAGAAAGGACUAGACAUUGAUAGCAGUCGUCCUAAUGUAGCACCAGAUGGUCUCUCUCUAAAAUCUACAUCCAGUGUAAAUGUUGAUCAGCUUAGAAUGAGAAAUGAGGAACGAAAAAAAAAACUGAAUGAACUUCACAAUAAACCUAUUAAUACAGAAAAAAAAAGUUCACUGGUUGACCCUGAUGACAUCAUGAAACACAUAGGUGAUGACGGAUCAAACUCUGUAGCAACUGAGCCCUGGCUCCGCCCUGGCACUUCAGAAACACUGAAACGCUUCAUGGCAGAGCAGCUGAACCAGGAGCAGCAGCAGGUUCCUGGAAAACCAGGCACUUUCACUUGGCAGGGCCUGUCGACUGCACAUGGUUAAAAUAAACCUGUAUUGGACCCAAAAAAAACUUUUAAGGUGAAAGGAAUGGUAAAUCUGUACCUUCAAUAAUAUGUCCUAAAAAAAAACCCUACCUGAAAGUUACUUUUUUUCCAUCUGUAUAUAAAAUUAUUAUGAUAAAAAAAAUGUACAUAAAUAUAAGGCCAUGAUUAUUGAUUUAUAUAAUAGAAUUGUAUAAAAAAAAUUUUGCACAAUUUUGUCAUAAAUUAGGGUGGUAAUGAACUGAACUACUGUAAAAAAAAAUGUUGAAUUCUGCUUGUCAUUAAUGUGAAUAAGUGUCUUAACCGUCCUGAAAAAAAAGACUCCCCUUUGUUACAUGCACAUUUUCCAUUGUUACCUCCAUGCAAAAGAAAAAAAAUAGUAGGUACAUCUAUUGUAGCUGUGAUUAUUCCAGUUUCUGUGUGACACAAAAAAAAGUCCUAUUUCAUGUUAUUUGUAGCUACUGAUACAGAAAUGAAGG